AUGCCACACAAGGAUCACAGUAUUUCAACACACAACAGCAAUGAGACAGCGUCAAUAAAAUCUAAUGGGUCGACUUCAUCGUUUGCAGCAUCUUUUUUUGGCAAAAAAAACGGAUUUGGUUUGGGCAAAUUGUUCAAGGGCAGUAGCCACAAUUCUAAUAAUGAAACAGGUAAGGAUAUCCUGGGACAGCUACUGUCACAGCAUCGCAGCAACUCGAGCUCGAGGUCACAGGAUUCUAACCAUCGGUCUAGGUCAUCUUUGCCCACAACGGAUCAUAUAAGUGUAAACCACAUCCAUGGCAAUAACCUGCACAAUAUUAAUAAUUACGUGAAUGUUGAACACAAUAUUGAUUCGACAUCGGGCUUGAGCAAGGAUUGCUCGGGAGCCUCUGGCUAUACUUCGCAUUCACCUCAUGUUCAUCCUCUGAAAAUGGUUCCUUCACCUAAUACCCAUAUGCAUCCAUCCCAGUUGCUUCAACGUGAGAUCGAGGACCAGCAGAGACGCAGCUCGCCUCCAAAACUUGCGCACAGAAAACAUCUUAAGAAAACCCUUCACUUGAAGCGAUUUUUCAAGAAAAUUCAUGGCGAAGACACCCACAGCAGGCAGCAAGGGUCUCACCCUGCCUUGCCUUUAGCAGUAACUUCUGAUUUCGAUUCUAACGCAAGCAAGACUCUUUAUGAAACCGAGGAUGCUCGAGAAUUGAUCGAGAAAUACGGCAAUCCAGGUAAACUGGUCGGUGAAGGGGCUUCUGGUUCGGUAUCUGUCGUUGAGUCCACCGACGGUAAACAGUUUGCUGUUAAAAGAUUCAGAGCUCGAGGCUCGAAGGAAACUCAAGUUGAAUACUCUAAAAAAGUGACAGCUGAGUUCUGCGUUGGAUCUACCCUCCAUCACUGCAAUAUUAUCGAAACUUUGGAUAUGCUUCAAGAGGGCACUAAUUUUCUAGUAGUGAUGGAAUACUGCCCUUAUGACUUUUUCACUUUAGUGAUGAGUAACCUAAUGACCAAAGCAGAGGUGGCUUGCUAUUUCAAGCAAAUAUGCCUUGGAGUUGAGUACCUGCAUGGCAUGGGUCUUGCACACAGAGACUUGAAGCUAGACAAUUGUGUCGUUACUAACCAAGGAAUACUAAAAUUGAUCGAUUUUGGCAGUGCGGUGGUUUUCCAAUAUCCUUUUGAAAAUCAGAUAGUAGAAGCGAGAGGAAUUGUUGGAUCAGAUCCCUACUUAGCUCCAGAGCUACUCAGCCGUACAACAUACGAUCCGAGACCGGUUGAUGUCUGGUCAAUUGCAAUAAUGUUCUACUGCAUGUCGCUUCGAAGGUUUCCUUGGAAAGCUCCUCGCGAAAAGUAUCAAUCAUAUAGACUCUUCUGCGAAGAACCGGAGAGCGACAGAGAUCCACAAAGAGGAGCGUACCGUAUUCUUAAGCUGCUUCCUCGACAAUCUCGAAAACUCUUCUCGGAGAUGUUACAAUUAGAUCCAAGGAGAAGAAUUUUGAUGGAUGAAGUUCUGAAUGAUCCAUGGGUAAAAGAGAUCGAAUACUGCUCACUGGAUGAGACAGGUAAAUUGAGAACCUUGCCGCAAUUGCAUAAACAUCAUCUUGUUACAGAGGAUGAAUUGAAUGAAUUGAAUGAGCUGAACGCAAAACGCGUGGAAGAACAAAGACAGGCCGAAUUACAGGAGGAGCAAAAGAAUGUGGAUGCAUUACAAGAUGUAACAUCUAAGCUUGAGGAAACACAAGUAGUGUAA
Lachancea sp. 'fantastica' is the source of this 1740-nucleotide messenger RNA. Lineage: Eukaryota; Fungi; Ascomycota; Saccharomycetes; Saccharomycetales; Saccharomycetaceae. The record is from the annotation of a GenBank genome assembly.